AUGAAUGGGUCCGCGGAUAUUGACAUACCCGAUGGUAAUCCCCAUCCACUCAACACUAGCCAAGUCAGGGACCUGCUCAAACGGAAGCGUCGUUUCCGGGGCAUCAAGUCUUGCUUUCCGUGUCGACAUAGGAAGGUUCGCUGCGAUGGGGCUUCUCCAUGUGCGACCUGUGUGCAGCGGGGCCAUCCAGAGUUAUGUUGUACGCCGUCGGCUUCUGGGUCGGGCCAGGACUUUGAGCGAGGCGGCGGCAGGCCUGAGAUAUGGAGCCCUGGGCUGGGCCGGAGUGCACCCACGCCUAGUUCAUCGAUGGAUUUGAUGAUCAGUCGUCUUGAAAGUAUAGAGGAACAAAUCUCCUCGCUAAAAGCAGAUCUCAUCCAGACGCGAGCUCAUGGCAGCUCAUCCACUGAGAAAAUACUUCCACACUCGAACACAUCGGCAAACCUAUCUCACAGAGCCACAGCUCUUGCCAAAUCCCCAGGCAUGCAUUUUCUUGAAGAUGCCACGGGCGCUACCAUCUUCCUAGGUAGUCACUCAGACAUUCCCGCGGCGUUGGGCUGUCGGCUGUCAUCGGGUGGUACUACUAUCAAUGAUUCGUUUGUCUUGGAUCAAGUUGUACCAAGAACAUACCCCUUCACGAGUCUAUGGGGCGCGGACGCAGGUCCUAAUGAAAUUUGUCGGACUUUGCCAGAAGAUGUGGAUAUUAUGCGGUACUGGCACGACUACCAAACCUUUGCGUAUCCAUACUAUCCCGGUCUUGUCACACUCGACCAAUUCAACAUCUCACUCUUCGAGUUCCUCGACCGGCGCGCUGCCAUCGCAUCUGAGGAGAACGCCAGCUUGGAUGGCGUUGAUUCCUCGUGGCUGGCACUUUUAUUCGCAGUACUUGCGUGUGGUGUGCAAUUUUCCAACGAUCCCAUCAAAGAGCGGGAUCUGAGGUCUAAAGUCUUCAUCUGUUCAUCAUUCCAGUGUCUUCGUAUAUCGAACUUCUUCAACAAUACGAACCUCAAUCAGAUUCAAGGCAUGGCGCUGAUCGGACACUGUCUGCGAAAUAAUCUGGACACCAAUAGUGCUUGGAUACUGAUGGGUUCAACAAUGCGCCUUGCGCAAAGCAUCGGCCUACAUGAAGAGGAGGCAUCUUCCGAGCCCACUGAUUCAUCAACAGAUAGUUAUCAACGAAGAAGACUCUGGUGGAUGCUCGUGUGGCAAGACACCUUCCUCUCUUUCACCUACGACCGACCGCCAAAUAUAAUAAAUCACAGCGGGGCCUUUCCAAGAGCCGCAGAAUCAGAGACCGGGAAUUCAUUUGCAGAAAGCAUCUUCUCCCUUUGUCAAGUUCUCCUCGAUCGUUCCCGCCAAGAAAACAGCACAACAGUCCCCGCAACACUAGCCUUUAAACAACGCAUCGAAACAAUUUGGGGGUCGACAAAGCCGUUCCUUAUGCAUAAAUCUCGCUGCAGAACACUACAAGACCAUCUCGAACGCUUGGCUUUACGCAUUCACAUCAACUAUGGGAUAACCCGUCUCUGCAGGCUCGUUAUUGAGCCACAAGCAGGUGGAGGAGCUGAAUUCUUCGCCGACAUAAAUGAACUAAUAAGCGAAUGCAUAGAAUGCGCUGCAGAAGCUGUCCGGUCGUUUCUGGAAAUGCAUCGACUUGCGGCGACGGUCUGUCGCUCGUGGGCGUUUGUGCACAAUGCUGUUAGCUGUGCCUUUACGCUGCAGAAACUAGGGAAGAAUAGAGACCAGGCGCAUAGUCUUGUCUCGAGGCUUAUUGCCGUUUUAGAGCAGGAAGAGAGACAGUCUUCGUGGGAGGAUAAUGAUACGAACCAUAGGUCUUUUGGGCCUUAUUCCAGGGCUUCAAGAGCGUUGCGGGAGACUGUCAAUUUUGAAGAUGCACAAAUUUGA
Molecule: messenger RNA, 1902 nt
Organism: Penicillium atrosanguineum
Lineage: Eukaryota; Fungi; Ascomycota; Eurotiomycetes; Eurotiales; Aspergillaceae
Product: Zn(II)2Cys6 transcription factor
Exons: 6
Coding region: 1-1902 (633 amino acids)
Biological process (GO): DNA-templated transcription; regulation of DNA-templated transcription
Molecular function (GO): zinc ion binding; DNA-binding transcription factor activity, RNA polymerase II-specific; carboxy-lyase activity
Source: RefSeq, a predicted model, not a curated record